Ostrea edulis (European flat oyster) is the source of this 2208-nucleotide messenger RNA. RefSeq lists its product as uncharacterized. Gene Ontology annotation, biological process: protein deubiquitination. The transcript has 19 exons. Gene Ontology annotation, molecular function: cysteine-type deubiquitinase activity. The coding region runs from base 84 to 1940 and encodes 618 amino acids. NCBI's taxonomy places the organism in Eukaryota, Metazoa, Mollusca, Bivalvia, Ostreida, Ostreidae. The record is from RefSeq and is a predicted model, not a curated record.
GCGGUGAAAUCUUAAUAUGACGGAGUUGGCAAGAUAGGUAAUCUCACAGAUACAGAUCAAAGGCUUUCUACACCAGAGAAAUUAUGGCAUCAACUGAAGAGAGAUAUAACGAAGCCUGGCCGUCAAAAUAUAAGAAGUGUGACGUAUGCAGAUUGAAGGCACUUUGCAGUAGUCCAUGCGGUCAUAAGUAUUGCUACAGGUGUCUGCAUCUCCAAAAGAAAGAUAAGUGUUGUCUUGUGGAAAGUUGUCACUUCGACGUCCGAGAAGUGUAUGACGAAAUGUAUCAGUACACCCUCAGAACAGCAACUGAAAAUGAAUUAAGAAUCCUGCCAUAUUGUACGAGUCCAGUCGAAAAAUGCUGCGAGAAAAUGGCACUUGUUCUGUUAAUGGAAUGCAAUCACACGCUAUGUUUGUCUUGUGAAAGUCCAAUUAUCGAUUAUACAGUUAGACCAAACCAUUUACUACAUUUUAAGUGCUGCAAGUGUGAUGUUUCUGUUCUACGAGACUAUGUGUGUCGUUUUAAGCAAACAGAUUUAAAAAGCAUUUCAAUGAUGAAAAUCGAAUUAAGAACCAAGUGUGAUGGAUGUAGAACAAUGGAUAGGCACAGUCACAAAAUAUUAUUGAAGAGAUGUGGUCAUGCAUAUUGCAUCAAGUGCAGCGAAGCAAUGCUUGAGAGUUCAAAAGACGAAACCAGUUGCAAAGUCUGUAGAACUACAAUACCAACAGAGUGCUUUAAUCACAUUACAAACAUUUUAAAGAGAAAGGAAACUGUAAUCGCUUCAGCAUUCUUUUUGCAGAACUCAACAGAAGGAAUAUGCAGUUCAUGUCUUGAAUUGAAAGUGUGCCAGUUUUCUUUUCAAGAAUGUCGCCAUAACAUCUGUUUUGGAUGUUUGGGGGAAAGAAACAUGGCAAAUGGGUUUUUCAAAUGCCCAGAUCUGGCUUGCACAACGAUUCUUCCCAGCAAUGGAAUAAGAGAUAGUUUUGCAUGUCAAAAAUAUGUGAUAAAACACAUAUACCCCGGGGGAUUAUACAACGAAGGACUGUGCUGUUACAGGAAUGCGUUGUUUCAGGUUCUUGCACGGACAAAUCUACCGGAACUUUGUCCCAAGGAAAUGGCUCAUGAACCAAAAUGGUUAGAAUCUCUUUUGAAAAUACUGGAAGAAAUUAGAAAACUAAAAGUUUGUCCGCGGAGAUAUUUAGAUGAUUUCUCUAGAUGUUACUAUGAGAUAGACAGAAAUUUUCCUCCAUGCACUGUGAAUGACAGUUUGUCUUUGUUCCUGAGUAUGAUCAACAACAUUAAAGAGGCUGGGUCUGGAAAUUAUGGAUAUGAAGAUGCCGUAAAACUAUUCCAGGGUAUUAUGUGGAGCGAGUUUUUCUGCCAAAGAUGUGAACGGUCUGAUUAUGAUGGAGCUGAUGUUUUCUUCAACCUUACAUUUCCUAUGAUUGUGAAAGAUAACGACUCGUAUGAUGAAAUGAAAGAUCUCAUAUUUGAUGAAGUGUUCAAGUCUCUAUUCUCAAAGGAGAGCGUCAAACUUGUUUGUGAGCGAUGUGAAGAGGAGACCACUAUGACAAAGACGUUGCAAAUAAAGGAACUGCCUGAUAUACUUGUAAUUCAACUUGGAAAAAUUCAACUGAAAAAGAAAUCAAGAAAUCAACGAUUCUUAUCAAAAUCAUUAAAGUCUACACGCUUUGAGGAGCAUUUUGAAGUUCCAUAUGCAACAAUACAUAAUGCUGAAAAGAGAAACGGUCAGUAUGAGCUCUUUGGAACAAUAGUUCAUAUCGGUGGUUUAGAAGACGGCCACUACUAUGCCUUUGUGAAAAAGGAAAAUGGGAAGUGGUACAGAUGUGCCGAUACCGUCGUAUCAGAAGUAAAUAUCUCCUGUGUAAAAGAUGAUUCCCCUUACAUCCUUUUUUAUCGUCGAAUUCAAAGUAGCAAAUGAGUACUAGUGUAUUUAGAUGUAGUAUUUACUCUGAUAAUAUCAAUAAAUGCAGCGAGAACCUGUAUAUGUAAAUACUUAUAUGUGCAUUCCAUAUGUAUGGAUUUUUUGGAGAGUAUGACAAUGUAGAUACUUCAGUGCAUCAAUGUAUUCCCAACGAUAUCUUUUAUAUCAAUGAUUGACAGACAGUUACUUUGAUUUUAUUAUUUUGUUUAUAAAUUAUUUAAUGCAAAACAUUUUUAUACUUUGGUUUAAUAAAAACUUGAUUUAU